This is a messenger RNA of Hevea brasiliensis (rubber tree), 1323 nucleotides long. RefSeq lists its product as uncharacterized. The record is from RefSeq and is a predicted model, not a curated record. The annotation marks the transcript as partial. Gene Ontology annotation, biological process: regulation of DNA-templated transcription; DNA alkylation repair. Gene Ontology annotation, molecular function: RNA binding. Lineage: Eukaryota; Viridiplantae; Streptophyta; Magnoliopsida; Malpighiales; Euphorbiaceae. Gene Ontology annotation, cellular component: nucleus. The transcript is spliced from 12 exons.
AUGAACAACCAGAGACGCAUGAUCUCAAACUUGCUCUCUCUGGCAGGAAAUGCCAAUGUCAAUGUGCAUAUCUUAUCCUCUCCUGCUGCAUUUCCAUGCCAUGAUCACGCGGAUUUUCCUUCUUCAACAACCGAUAAAUGUUGCAGAGCGGAUAGUGUGCUCAAACUUGGGAAUUCAUAUGUGAAGUCGAAGCCAGCUAAUUACUUUCAGAUGGUGAUUAGGUUCAUGAAUGAGAAGGCAAAUUUAUUUGAGGAUGAGUUUGAAGAACAAAAGCAAAAGACAGUUACUCGUCAAUGGAGACCAAUAUCUACUGAAGCCAGUUCUGUUGAUGAAUCCCUGAUAAAAGAUGUGACUGUUGAGUCAGAAAAUGAAGAUCAACUUCAAGAAGUACACUUUUCAUCUGGCUCCUUUUCAAAUACUAAACAAGUGACUGUAACUGAAGUAACUCAGUCAACUGUCAGUUCUAGCUCCCUGGACAAUAAUACCGAAAAUAAAGUUUUAGAAGGAGGGUCUGUGCUUUCUAUGGAGAAGCAUUCACUUUCCAUUGAGGUAGGUGCCUCUCUAAUUCGGUUUAUCAAAGGAAAAGGGAUCUACACAGCAAAAAUUGAAGAGGAGAUGGGAGUUAAGAUUUUCAUUCCAUCAUCAAAGGAGGAGGAAUCUAUUAUCAUUGAAGGAAGUUCAAUUGAUAGUGUAACUAGUGCUUCAGAAAAGAUACAAGCUAUUAUAGAUGAGGCAGUUAACAGCCCAGGUCUCAAUUAUUCCCACUUCAUAUCUCUUCCACUAGCUAUUCACCCAGAAUUGGUUGAUAAGUUAGUGAAUUUUCAGAACUCGAUAUUGGAAAUUAGUGAUGCUUUCCUGGAUGAGACCGUGGAGAGUGAUCCCAAUGAAGGUACUUCUGAUAAUGAAGAUAAGGACCAAGAGUUCAGUAGAGGAUCUGAUGUUGCAGUUGAACUUAAAGUUGAAGAUGACAAAAAUGUUAAAGUGGAUCUAACUAGCGUGCCUCUUGUUAGUUACGCACCUAAAGCAUCAAAGCCAUCUACUUUAUCUGACUUGGGAAUAGACAAAUCUAUAUUUAUCAAACCUACAGCAUUUCACUUAACUGUGCUUAUGUUGAAGCUCUGGAAUAAGGAGCGAAUUGAUGCAGCUACUGAGGUUUUGAAGAGUAUAUCAUCAAAAGUGAUGGAUGCGUUGGAUAAUCGACCACUCUCUAUCAGACUUAAGGGGCUGGAUUGCUUGAGAGGUUCUAUGGCAAAAGCCCGUGUUCUCUAUGCAACUGUAGAAGAAGUUGGAAAUGAGGACCGCCUUUACGUGCCUGUCGAUCCU